Messenger RNA from Aspergillus heteromorphus CBS 117.55, 873 nucleotides. RefSeq lists its product as uncharacterized. The record is from RefSeq and is a predicted model, not a curated record. Bases 1 to 873 code for a protein of 290 amino acids. The transcript has 5 exons. NCBI's taxonomy places the organism in Eukaryota, Fungi, Ascomycota, Eurotiomycetes, Eurotiales, Aspergillaceae. Gene Ontology annotation, molecular function: oxidoreductase activity.
AUGAACCUCCACACAAGAUUCUACUAUCUUAGCGACUCUCCCCUCCUCAAAAAGCAGAAACCAUACAUGGUCCGCGCCGGGGUCCUGAAAACCAUCCCCACCUGCAACUACCGCCUCAAACUCGGCCCAGAGCAACUAGUCGAAGAUGUUCGCGGCUCAACCGAGAAGUUUACGCUCUCGGACCACGGCUUUAAAUUUCGAUCGUGGUCUCCUACAGAAAUUGACUGGGACGACGAAAACCAGAUCUUGCAGACUUUUUUGCCUGAGGCAAAAGCACUCCUUAGGGAAGAGCUCGGGCUGGGGGAUGCGUUUAAGCGGUGCGAGGUGUUUGAUUGGCGGAUGCGGAACACGGACUCUUCGACCCGGAUUAAAAGCGUUGACAAGGGUCGGAUGACCAAGAUCCGUCAGGCAAAUGUCGUCCAUAUCGACCAAAGCCCAGCCGGCGCCUUCGACCGUCUGCACCGCCUCCUCCCGAAGGAAGAAGUAGAGGAACUGGCCACAAAAUACCGGGUGCAGAUCUUCAACGUCUGGCGCCCCCUCAAAGGAGUAAUCUCACAAUGGCCCCUCGCCAUCUGCGACGCGCGCACAUCCACAAUGUCCGACCUCGAUGAAAUGGAACACAUCACCGAAGAAUUCGUCCGCACUAGCUACCUGGCGAAAUAUAACCCGCAGCAUCGGUUCUACUAUCUCAGUCGGAUGACGAAUCAGGAGGUCUGCAUUUUUAAGAUUUUUGACUCUGCUUAUCUUAAUCCGAAAGAUGAUCGACAAGAAACUGUGGGCUGUCCGCAUACAGCGUUUAAGAUCGAGGAAUUUACGGCGUCAGCGCCGAGGGAGAGUAUUGAGGCGAGAAUUUUUGUGUUUUCGGAGUAUUGA